GAUGGAUAUACAUUAGACUCGACCCAUGCAAACAAUAGCUUUGUUACUUUGUUCAGAAUUUUACUGAUUUUACUGACAACAAACUGGAACGUGUGGCAUUCAUUUGGAAACUUAAGUGCAAAAUGAUUUUUGUAAAUUAAAGAAUAUUAUAUUAUAUUAUUCUAUCUAAAAAUAGUUAUUAAAAGAUGUCUGUAUUCUUCGUAAACGCUAACCAGGAUAGCGAAGUUGAAGGUGACUCAAAUGGAGAUCUUCAAAUCGCUUCACCUGGGUCUUCUGAAGCUCAACAAGCCUUGACUCAGUUUUGGCCAAAAGUUACAGAGGAGAUAAAAAAGAUUACUACUAUGGAUCUAAAAACACAAUCGUUGCCUUUAGCCAGGAUAAAAAAGAUAAUGAAAUUAGAUGGAGACGUGAAGAUGAUAAGCGCAGAAGCUCCUAUGCUCUUCUCUAAAGCAGCAGAAAUUUUUAUACACGAGUUAACAUUGAGGGCGUGGGUGCAUACGGAAGAUAAUAAAAGGCGUACUCUUCAACGAAAUGAUAUAGCAAUGGCAAUAACCAAGUAUGAUCAGUUCGAUUUUUUAAUUGAUAUAGUGCCUAGGGAUGAAUUGAAACAAAGUAAAGCGCAGACUGAAAGCACUGUACGUACAGCCAUGAACUCAGAUCAAGUACAUUACUACUUCCAAUUAGCGCAGCAACAGGCUUCUGCCAACCAAAAUGUAACGAGUGGUAACACAACCGCGCAACCUAUACAAAUAGUACAACCCUCUGCUGGACAAAUACAAACUAUCACGUGCAGUCCUGUAGAUCAGGACAGUACCGCUGCAACUACAGCGCAGACUGUAACGGUGCAAACUCCUCAACAAACAUCCGGCCAGCAGAUUAUACAAUUACAACAGGCUCAACAGACGCCUACUACACAAACAGGGGGAAUACAAAUUGUACAACAAAUCGUAACACCUAGCGGAGAAAUUCAGCAAAUACCAAUACAGUUAACACCUCAACAACUCCAGAUGAUUCGCAUGCAGGUUCAAGGUGGAAGCAAUCAACCGAUCAUCAUACAAACAGCCCCUAUACAAGCUCAACCUCAGCUGAUACAGGUUGCGCAAGGUGCUCAAACGCCAGUCUUUCUACAAACCAGCGGAACUGACAAUGAGUAACUGUUAAUUAAUUGUAAGUUUAGUAAAAUGAUUCUAAACACAGAAAAUCGAAUGAGAACAGUAAAAAUAAGCUUGUAUGGUAAGAAAUAAAAUUUUUUUAAAUUAUAUCUAA
Messenger RNA from Ceratina calcarata, 1266 nucleotides. RefSeq names its product nuclear factor Y-box C (gene Nf-YC). The record is from RefSeq and is a predicted model, not a curated record. Gene Ontology annotation, molecular function: RNA polymerase II cis-regulatory region sequence-specific DNA binding; protein heterodimerization activity; DNA-binding transcription activator activity, RNA polymerase II-specific. Gene Ontology annotation, biological process: regulation of transcription by RNA polymerase II. Lineage: Eukaryota; Metazoa; Arthropoda; Insecta; Hymenoptera; Apidae. The coding region runs from base 186 to 1154 and encodes 322 amino acids. Gene Ontology annotation, cellular component: nucleus; CCAAT-binding factor complex. The transcript has 5 exons.